Molecule: messenger RNA, 324 nt
Organism: Cladophialophora carrionii CBS 160.54
Lineage: Eukaryota; Fungi; Ascomycota; Eurotiomycetes; Chaetothyriales; Herpotrichiellaceae
Exons: 1
Coding region: 1-324 (107 amino acids)
Source: RefSeq, a predicted model, not a curated record
AUGGUCUACACCAUAACUGUCCAUCUACGGGCCAAAUCUUCCGACCCCUCCGUCAUCGAAAAACUGAAGAACAAGCUCAUCGAGGCCUCACGGGUAUACUCCAAAGACAAGGAGACUCUCUCCUGGUUCGUCAUGCAAUCCGUCCACGACCCUCGCGAUUUCACCAUUGUGGAACGCUACGAAAGGGAAGCAUCUCAAAAGUAUCAUUUGGAGAAUCCAUACUGGAAGACGUUCGAUCCAUAUGUCAAGCCUUUAUUGGAGGGAGAGAUGGAUCUGCGAAGGUUUGAGGAAUUGGACACGACCCAGAAUGUUGUAGUGGAAUGA